Platichthys flesus (European flounder) is the source of this 9783-nucleotide messenger RNA. It is a transcript of the gene tln2b, whose product is annotated as talin 2b. Gene Ontology annotation, biological process: cell-cell adhesion. Lineage: Eukaryota; Metazoa; Chordata; Actinopteri; Pleuronectiformes; Pleuronectidae. The coding region runs from base 159 to 7817 and encodes 2552 amino acids. Gene Ontology annotation, cellular component: cytoskeleton; focal adhesion; ruffle. The record is from RefSeq and is a predicted model, not a curated record. The transcript has 57 exons. Gene Ontology annotation, molecular function: structural constituent of cytoskeleton; actin filament binding; integrin binding.
ACGAGGAGGGGCUUGAUGCCGUGGAGGACUCAGGCAGACGAGCCGAGCUGACCCGCUUGCGGUGCGGUGCGCAGCCCCCUCAUUGAAGCUCCAUGCACUGACGAGCGGCCCGGACAUCAGGUGUGUAGGUCGGUGAGGCCGUUAUACUGCCCAUCAAGAUGGUGGCCUUGUCGCUGAAGAUCUGCGUCCGCCAGUGCAACGUGGUGAAGACGAUGCAGUUUGAGCCGUCCACGCCCGUGUAUGACGCGUGCAGAAUCAUCAGGGAGAGAGUGCCGGAGGCCCAGUCAGGACAAGCCUCGGAUUAUGGCCUCUUCCUCUCUGACGAGGAUCCCAGGAAAGGAAUCUGGCUGGAGUCUGGAAGAACCCUGGAUUACUACAUGCUGCGAAAUGGCGACGUCUUGGAAUAUAAGAAGAAGCAAAGGCCGCAGAAGAUCAAAAUGCUGGAUGGUGCGAUUAAAACCAUCAUGGUGGACGACUCGAAGACAGUCGGCGAGCUGCUGGUCACCAUCUGCAGCAGAAUAGGAAUCACCAACUACGAGGAGUACUCGCUCAUUCAGGAGGUGACGGAGGAAAAGAAGGAGGACGGGAUGGGGACGCUUAAGAAGGACAGAACGCUGCAGCUCCGGGACGAGAGGAAGAUGGAAAAGCUCAAAGCCAAACUCCACACAGACGACGACAUGAACUGGCUGGACCACAGCAGGACGUUCAGAGAGCAAGGGGUGGAGGAGAGCGAGACGCUGCUGCUCAGGCGCAAGUUCUUCUACUCGGACCAGAACGUGGACUCUCGGGACCCGGUUCAGCUGAAUCUGCUCUACGUUCAGGCGCGGGAUGAUAUAUUGAAUGGAUCCCACCCUGUCUCCUUCGAUAAAGCUUGUGAGUUCUCGGGGAUCCAGGCUCAGAUUCAGUUCGGACCCCAUGUGGAGCACAAGCACAAGCCCGGAUUCCUGGACCUGAAGGAGUUCCUACCUAAGGAGUACAUCAAGCAAAGAGGGGCCGAGAAGAAAAUAUUCCAAGAUCAUAAAAACUGUGGAGAGAUGACGGAGAUUGAGGCAAAAGUGAAAUACGUGAAGCUCGCCAGGUCCCUGCAGACAUAUGGUGUGUCCUUCUUCCUGGUGAAGGAAAAGAUGAAGGGCAAAAACAAGCUGGUGCCGCGGCUGCUGGGGAUAACCAAGGAGUCGGUGAUGCGAGUGGAUGAGAAGACGAAGGACAUGGUGCAGGACUGGCCCCUGACGACAGUGAAGAGAUGGGCCGCCUCCCCCAAGAGCUUCACCCUGGAUUUCGGAGAGUAUCAGGAGAGCUACUACUCUGUCCAGACCACAGAGGGAGAGCAGAUAUCCCAACUUAUUGCGGGAUACAUUGACAUCAUUCUUAAAAAGAAGCAGAGUAAGGAUCGUUUCGGCCUUGAGGGAGAUGAGGAGUCCACCAUGCUAGAGGAAUCGGUUUCCCCUAAGAAGUCCACAAUUCUGCAGCAGCAGUUCAACCGUGUGGGUCGAGUGGAGCAUGGCUCUGUAGCACUACCGGGCAUCAUUCGGUCGGGCUCCAUCGGCGGCCCUGACACAUUCAAUGUGGGUACUAUGCCCUCGGCCCAGCAGCAAAUCACCAUGGGGCAGAUGCACAGGGGACACAUGCCCCCGCUGAGUCUGGCCCAGCAGGCCCUGAUGGGAACCAUCAACAGCAGCAUGCAGGCUGUGCAGCAGGCCCAAGCCGACCUGGGACAUGUUGAUAAUCUUCCUCCACUGGGACAUGACUUGGCUUCCAGGGUUUGGGUUCGGAACAAAGUGGAUGAAUCCAAACAUGAAAUCCACUCUCAGGUCGAUGCUAUCACCGCUGGAACCGCAUCUGUGGUCAAUCUCACUGCAGGUGAGCCCACAGAAACGGACUACACGGCGGUGGGCUGCGCCAUCACCACCAUCUCCUCCAAUCUCACGGAGAUGUCCAAGGGUGUCAAACUGCUCGCGGCACUGAUGGAGGAUGAGGUGGGCAGCGGACCCAAGCUCAUGGGUGCUGCCAGGAUGUUGGCAGGAGCCGUAUCAGAUCUGCUCCGAUCCGUUGAGCCUGCAGCCGCGGAGCCCAGACAGACGGUGCUGACUGCGGCAGGAAGCAUCGGACAGGCCAGCGGGGAUCUUCUCCGUCACAUGGGGGAGGGCGAGACCGAUGAGAAGUUCCAGGACACCCUGAUGAAUCUGGCCAAAGCGGUGGCCAAUGCAGCUGCUAUGUUAGUCCUGAAGGCCAAGAACGUGGCCCAGGUGGCCGAGGACAGCGUGCUGCAGAACCGGGUGAUCGCAGCUGCCACUCAGUGUGCCCUGUCCACCUCACAGCUGGUCGCCUGCACCAAGGUGGUGAGUCCAACCAUCAGCUCCCCGGUGUGUCAGGACCAGCUGGUGGAGGCCGGGAAGCUGGUGGACCGCUCCGUGGAGACCUGCGUCAAAGCGUGCCGCUCGGCCAGCGACGACGGCGAGCUGCUGAAGCAGGUCGGGGCGGCAGCCGGCGUGGUGAGCCAGUCCCUCAGCGACCUACUGCAACACGUCCGCCACUACGCCAGCUGCGGAGAGCCCAUCGGGCGCUACGACCAGGCCACAGACACGAUCAUGAACGUGACGGAGAACAUCUUCACCUCCAUGGGGGAUGCUGGCGAGAUGGUGCGUCAGGCCCGGGUGUUAGCUCAGGCCACUUCUGACUUGGUCAAUGCCAUGAGGUCCGAUGCAGAGGCUGAAGUGGACGUGGACAACUCCAAGAAACUUCUGGCUGCAGCCAAACUCCUGGCUGACGCCACCGCUCGCAUGGUGGAGGCCGCUAAGGGGGCGGCGGCCUACCCAGAGAACGAGGACCAGCAGCAGCGGCUCAGGGAGGCAGCUGAGGGGCUCCGCGUUGCCACUAACGCUGCAGCUCAGAACGCCAUCAAGAAAAAACUGGUCAACAGACUGGAGAUAGCUGCAAAGCAGGCGGCGGCGGCUGCUACUCAGACCAUCGCAGCGGCACAAAACGCUGCUGCCUCCAACAAAAAUACAGCCUCACAUCAACAGCUCGUUCACAGCUGCAAGGGAGUAGCGGAUAGCAUUCCCCAUUUGGUGCAGGGCAUGAGGAGCAGCCAGGCCCAGCCUGAGGAGCUGGGUGCCCAGCUCGCCCUCAUCAUGGCCAGCCAGAGCUUCCUACAGCCUGGAAGUAAGAUGGUGGCAUCUGCAAAGUCAGCCGUUCCGACGGUGGCUGACCAGGCUGCUGCUAUGCAACUGGGCCAGUGUGCCAAGAACCUGGCUACCUGCCUGGCGGAGCUCAGGACUGCCACUCAGAAGGCCCAUGAAGCAUGUGGUCCUCUGGAGAUCGACUCAGCCCUGAAAACAGUCCAGACACUCAAGAGUGAGCUUCAGGAUGCCAAGAUGUCCGUCAUCGAUGCACAACUCAAACCUCUUCCUGGGGAAACGCUGGAGAAGUGUGCCCAGGACUUGGGGAGUACCUCUAAGGCUGUGGGCUCGUCCAUGGCUCAGCUGCUAACGUGUGCGGCACAAGGCAACGAACAUUAUACAGGUGUGGCUGCCAGAGAGACAGCCCAGGCUUUAAGGACACUGGCCCAAGCAGCCAGGGGCGUGGCAGCCAGCACCAAGGAGCCGCAGGCUGCUGCUGCAAUGCUCGACUCAGCCCAGUGCGUCAUGGAGGGCUCGGCCAUGUUGAUCCACGAAGCCCACCAGGCCCUGGUUCACCCCGGAGAUGCUGAGAGUCAGCAGAGACUGGCGCAGGUGGCCAAAGCGGUGUCGCACUCCCUGAAUAAUUGUGUGAAUUGCCUGCCUGGCCAGAAGGAUGUUGACAUGGCCCUGAGGAGCAUUGGAGAGGCAAGCAAGAAGCUGCUGGUGGAUAUUCUCCCUCUCUGCAGUAAGACAUUCCAGGAGGCCCAGACUGAUCUGAACCACACGGCUGCUGAACUCAACCACUCUGCAGGCGAGGUCGUCCACUCCUCUCGAGGAACAAGCGGCCAGCUGGCUGCGGCCUCGGGCAAGUUCAGCCAAGACUUUGACGAGUUCCUCGAUGCUGGCGUCGAGAUGGCAGGACACACUCAAAGCAAAGACGACCAGAUCCAGGUCAUUGGUAAUCUGAAGAAUAUCUCCAUGGCGUCCAGUAAGCUGCUGCUGGCUGCCAAGUCACUGUCUGUGGAUCCCGGUGCAGCCAAUGCGAAGAAUCUUCUCUCUGUGGCAGCAAGGGCGGUGACAGAGAGUAUUAACCAGCUGAUCACGCUCUGUACCCAGCAAGCAGCGGGACAGAAGGAGUGUGACAACGCCUUGAGGGAGUUGGAGGCUGUCAGAGGACUCCUAAAUAAUCCCAACGAGCCUGUCAGCGAGCUCUCCUACUUUGACUGCAUCGAGAGCGUCAUGGAAAAUUCAAAGGUCCUCGGAGAGUCCAUGGCAGGUAUUUCUCAGCACUGUAAGACGGGAGACGUGGUCGCCUUCGGGGAGAGCGUGGGUGUGGCGUCCAAAGCUCUGUGUGGGCUGACGGAGGCAGCAGGACAGGCAUCUUAUCUUGUAGGCGUGUCUGACCCCAACAGUCAGUCAGGUCACGAGGGGCUGGUGGAUCCCAUUCAGUUUGCUCGGGCCCACCAGGCUAUACAGAUGGCAUGUCAGAACCUAGUGGACCCCGCCAGCAGUCCUUCACAGGUCCUGUCUGCAGCAACCAUUGUAGCCAAACACACCUCAGCUCUCUGUAACGCCUGCCGCCUGGCCUCCUCCAAAACCUCCAACCCGGUGGCCAGGAGACAGUUUGUCCAGUCAGCCAAAGAGGUGGCCAACACCACAGCCAACCUCGUCAAAACCAUCAAGGUCAACUCUCCAACUGAUCAAAACGGCUUAGAUGGAGAUUUUUCGGAGGAUAACAGAAACAGGUGCCAUGUUGCAACGACCCCACUCCUUGAGGCUGUAGAAAACCUCUCCACCUUUGCCAGCAACCCAGAGUUUGCGAGCAUCCCGGCACAGAUCAGCAAUGAGGGCUCAGCCGCACAGGAGCCAAUCGUGCGUUCAGCCCGCUCGAUGCUCGAUAGCUCCACCUACCUUCUAGAAACAGCCCGCUCACUCGUCCUCAACCCCAAAGAUCCGCCCACCUGGUCCAUACUGGCUGGCCACUCCAGGACGGUGUCUGACUCCAUCAAGAGCCUCAUCACCUCCAUUCGGGACAAGGCACCAGGACAGAGGGAGUGUGAUUACUCCAUUGAUAACAUCAAUAAGUGUAUCCGGGACAUUGAGCAAGCUUCCCUGGCUUCAGUUGGGCAGACCCUGCCCUGCAGAGAUGAUAUCUCCCUGGAAGCGCUCCAGGAGCAGCUGACAUCCUCUGUGCAGGAGAUUGGGCAUCUGAUUGAUCCUGUCUCCACCACAGCCCGAGGCGAAGCUGCCCAGCUAGGACACAAGGUGACUCAGCUGGCCAGUUACUUCGAUCCACUCAUCAUGGCGUCGGUGGGGCUCGCCUCCAAGCUCCAUGACCACCAGCAGCAGAUGACCAUCCUGGACCAGACCAAGACCCUGUCGGAGUCGGCCUUGCAGAUGCUCUACGCUGCUAAGGAAGGCGGGGGAAAUCCAAAGGCGUCCCACACCCACGAUGCCAUCUCUGAAGCAUCCCAGCUGAUGAAGGAGGCUGUGGACGACAUCAUGGUGACAUUGAACGAGGCAGCCAGUGAGGGGGGCAUGGUGGGGGGCAUGGUGGAGUCCAUCGCCGAGUCCAUGGGCAGGCUGGAUGAAGGAACACCACCUGAACCUGAAGGAUCCUUUGUGGACUACCAGACCACCAUGGUGAAGUUCUCCAAGGCCAUCGCCAUCACUGCACAGGAGAUGAUGACAAAGUCAUUGACCUGCCCUGAGGAGCUCGGUGGCCUUGCCUCUCAGGCGACAGUGGACUAUGCACAGCUAGCACACGAAGGACGUCUUGCUGCAGCUACUGCAGAGCCGGAGGAGGUUGGUUUCCAGAUAAGGACACGAGUGCAAGAGCUGGGCCAUGGCUGCAUCUACCUGGUUCAGAAGGCGGGGGCCCUGCAGCUCAGCCCCACGGACAGCUUCUCCAAGAGGGAGCUCAUCGAGUGCGCCCGCGCCGUCACAGAGAAGGUGUCCCUGGUGCUGUCAGCACUGCAGGCGGGGAACAAAGGCACCCAGGCCUGCAUCACAGCAGCCAGUGCUGUGUCUGGCAUCAUCGCUGACCUGGACACCACCAUCAUGUUUGCCUCAGCUGGAACACUGAGCCCUGAGAAUGAAGAGUCCUUUGCCGACCACAGGGAGAACAUCUUGAAGACGGCCAAGGCGCUGGUGGAGGACACCAAGCUGCUGGUGGCUGGAGCCGCAUCCAGCCCGGAGAGACUGUCCCAGGCCGCCCAGUCCUCAGCCAAGACCAUUACCCAGCUCACUGAGGUGGUCAAGCUGGGAGCAACAAGCAUGGGCUCUGAGGAUCCUGAGACACAGGUGGUUCUGAUAAAUGCCGUGCGCGACGUGGCCAAAGCUCUGGCGGAACUCAUCGGUGCCACCAAAUGUGCCGCCGGGAAACCAGCCGACGACCCGUCCAUGUAUCAGCUGAAGAGCGCGGCCAAGGUCAUGGUGACCAACGUGACGUCUCUUCUGAAAACAGUGAAGGCAGUGGAGGAUGAAGCCACUCGCGGGACGAGGGCACUGGAGGCCACCAUCGAGUGCAUCAAGCAGGAGCUGACGGUGUUCCAGUCCAGGGACGUCCCGGACAAGUCCACCACACCCGAGGUGUUCACCCGCAUGACGAAGGGCAUCACCAUAGCGACAGCCAAGGCAGUGGCUGCGGGGAACUCUGCCCAGCAGGAGGACGUUAUCGCCACUGCCAACCUGAGCCGAAAAGCCAUCUCCGAUAUGCUGACUACAUGCAAGCAAGCAGCGUUCCACCAAGAAGUCAGCGAGGAACUGAGGAGCAGGGCCCUGCAGUACGGAUCUGAGUGCACCAGCGGAUACAUCAACCUUCUGGAGCAAGUGCUGCAGGUGCUGCAGAAGCCCACACCGGAGCAGAAACAGCAUCUGGCCCUGCACUCCAAACACGUGGCAGCGUGUGUGACCGAGCUCGUCCAGACAGCAGAGGCCAUGAAAGGAUCAGAGUGCGUGGACCCCGAGGACCCGACUGUCAUCGCUGAGACCGAGCUCCUCGGAGCGGCGGCGUCCAUUGAAGCCGCCGCCAAGAAACUGGAGCAGCUGAAACCGAGGGCCAAGCCCAAGCAGGCAGAUGAGACGCUGGAUUUUGAGGAGCAGAUCCUAGAGGCUGCGAAGUCCAUCGCUGCAGCAACUAGUGCUCUGGUUAAAUCUGCAUCGGCAGCACAGAGAGAACUGGUGGCACAAGGGAAGGUGGGAUCCAAUCUAGCUAAUGCAGUGGAUGAUGGCCAGUGGUCACAAGGUCUCAUAUCAGCGGCUCGUUUGGUAGCGGCAGCCACCAGCAACCUGUGUGAGUCGGCUAACGCCUCGGUUCAGGGCCACGCCAGCGAGGAGAAGCUCAUCUCUUCGGCCAAACAGGUGGCGGCCUCCACAGCUCAGCUGCUGGUGGCCUGCAAGGUGAAGGCGGACCAGGAUUCUGAAGCCAUGAGGAGACUUCAGGCUGCUGGUAACGCCGUGAAGCGAGCCUCAGACAGCCUGGUGAAGGCGGCUCAGAAAGCAGCGUUCGACAAGACCGAAGAUGACAGCGUGGUGGUGAAGACCAAAUUCGUCGGAGGCAUAGCUCAGAUCAUUGCGGCUCAGGAGGAGAUGCUGAGGAAGGAGAGGGAGCUGGAGGAAGCCCGCAAGAAGCUGGCUCAGAUCCGACAGCAGCAGUACAAGUUCCUGCCCAGCGAGCUGAGGGAGGACGAGGGCUGAGGGGCCGAGCGGGGAAGGACGUGCGCUGCAUUGAUGAAGACCCCUCUCGUCAUAGGCUGAUGUUGCCAAUGUAUCAAUGGCUGCUUUACUCUCUUAUAAUCGAGGAAUAUACAGCACUUGAAUCAGGCCUGUUGGGUGAGAACAACAAGUGCCUGUGCUCUGUAGUGUGUUUGUGUGUGUCAGCGUGUGUGUCAGCGUGUGUGUCAGCGUGUGUGUCAGCGUGUGUAUUUGUCAGUUAAAGACACUCAAUAAGGAAAAAAGUUGUUAAUAUGAGCAGGUUGAGAAAGUGUGAUAAAGUUGUAUGGUUAAUGUGUCACUGCUUUGUGAGUGUUACUCCAUCAUGAGCAUUACUGACUGUUACAAUCAUGAAUUUGAGAUGUUAUGAAUGCAGAAAUCCUCUAUAAUCUUUGAAUGUUCUAUUAGUGUUGAUGGUUCAGAGCAAAUGGAAAUGAACUGGUGACGCCUCCAACCAACCUUAGGGUCCAUGGCUUAUUCUCCCAACAUCCUAUGUAAAAACAUCCGAGGGUUAAUAGAAAGCGGAGGGAGGAGGGACUCCUCGUUUCACCACUGCUUUGCAUGCACCAUAAUGUCUAUACAUAUCAAUGAGGCUACUAACCAAUAGAGUAGUAUAGAGUGGAAAGCCACUUGUAUUUUGCUAUUGAAAAUGUGAAAUUGCUGAUCAUCUGGAUAAAUCAUUUCAAAUCAAGGAUUCUGACCACCGGCCAACAAUUGAUAUAAAAUAUUUAUUCUUGACAACAUUUUCUAAGGACAUAUGUGACCAAAUAUGUCUUUGUCCUUUUGUGAGUCGGGCCGCCUCAUGUAGCCCCGGCAGCCCCUCCCUCACCUACGCAGGGCCGUGUAAGGAAGAUAUAUGUUUACAUUGUGUGUCACGUCUGCUCCUGCUCGUCUUCGGGAAUUAAUCCCUCUCCCUGUAACACUGGCCAGAUUUAGUUUGGGUGCCCGCUGUACUGCACACACACUCACACAAACAUACACACACUCACAUACAGCUAUUUUCCCUGCUCUUCACCCCGCUGUUAUGGCAACAGUAUUUUCACUUUGGACUGGCGGUCAAAAGCAAUACAACGAUUCUAGCAAGAUACUAACGAGGGUCUGCGCGGUCACUGGUUGGUCGAUUGCAUACGUGCAGUGAUGUUUGGCUUUGCCCUCCUGAAUGACACAAGAAAUACAUUUUUGCACUGAUCAUAAACUUACGCACUGAAGAAGGCAAUUUAAAGCUUCCGUCACAUACAAAGCAGAAGGAAGUUCUGAUGGAGGAAACUGAUCCAAUAAUUUCCUUCACUUUCGUAUAUUAACGUGUUAUAUAUUGCAAAUGUUACGCACUUCAUCUCCUCAGUCUGUCCGUGCCAGUGUCUGGUCUGCAUCGUGUACUAGUGCCUUACUCGAGUCUGUCCUGUGAGCAGCUGAAGAUCAGGCCCGGUUUGGAGCCUGACCCUCUUCCUCUCUGGAUCAGAACAUGAUGCCAUGCUGAUGCCCAUCGGGGUCUUAAUAAACUGUCACCGAGUCCCUCUGCCAUACAGUACAAUGCCUUGGCUGGUGACCUGUAUACCUGCCUCCAAUGUUAUAAUGCUGAUAUAUAAUAAAAAAGGGCAUCCGUGGAUACCUUCGGAUUCAGAGACCAUAUCAGAACUCUUAACACUAGACUGCAUUCCAUGAGCAUGUGGCAAUUUGUGUUUGGAUAACUUCCUUGUUUCAUCGUCUAUUCACUAUAAAAAAAAAAGAUUUGUUUUUAUCAGUAAAUGUAUUACCCUGAAAUAUAUUGUCUUACUGAUUUGUCUGAGUAUAAACAGGAAAUAGGAACCGUUAGUAGCCCUGUUAUGAAUCGGUGUUGUGCUUUCUUUAACAGACUGCAUUGGUUUUAUGAUUUAAUGCUGUAUGUAUAAUAUUUAUCUGGUCACAAAAGUAUUUUUUGUAUUCACCAAAAAAUAAAAAAAGUUUCAAAACA